This is a messenger RNA of Anolis sagrei ordinatus, 1446 nucleotides long. Its product is annotated as hyaluronidase-4-like. NCBI's taxonomy places the organism in Eukaryota, Metazoa, Chordata, Lepidosauria, Squamata, Anolidae. The record is from RefSeq and is a predicted model, not a curated record. Gene Ontology annotation, biological process: carbohydrate metabolic process; hyaluronan catabolic process. Gene Ontology annotation, cellular component: cytoplasmic vesicle. Gene Ontology annotation, molecular function: hyalurononglucosaminidase activity.
AUGAGUGUUCUGUUGAAUAUUCAAAUAUUUUUUUCUAUUACUCAGCAGGGACACUGUACAAUUUGGCUACAGAUUACCUUUUUAUGGAGUUCUGCUUUUGCCAUGAAGCCAGCUCAGUUACCUAUCUCCCGAAGGAAGCCUUUUAUAGCUGCCUGGAAUGCACCAACCGAUCACUGUUCGAUCAGAUACAAUGUGACAGUUAACUUGAACAUGUUCCAUGUGAUUGGCAGCCCAUUUGCCAAAGCAAGAAGACAAAAUGUGACUAUCUUUUAUUUCAACAGGCUGGGAUAUUAUCCAUGGUACACUUCACAGGACGUUCCAGUUAAUGGUGGCUUACCUCAGAAUUUCAGCUUGCAAGCUCAUCUGGAAAAAGCUAGUCAGGACAUUAAUUACUACAUUCCUGAUGAAGAUUUUACAGGCUUAGCAGUCAUAGACUGGGAACAUUGGAGGCCUCAAUGGGAACGCAACUGGAACACAAAAAAUAUUUAUAGGAGACAGUCGAGGAAAUUAAUUUCUGAAAUGCAACAAAAUGUAUCAGCUAAUGCUCUUGAAUAUUUAGCCAAAUUUUCUUUUGAACAAUGUGCUAAAGCUUUCAUGAAGGAGACAAUUCAGCUGGGAAUUAAAAGUAGACCAAAGGGCCUUUGGGGAUACUAUUUAUAUCCUGACUGCCACAAUUAUAAUUUCCAUGAUCAGAACUACACUGGAUCUUGUCCAGAAAGUGAAGUUUUGCGGAACAAUGAACUAUCAUGGCUGUGGAACAGCAGUGCCGCUCUGUAUCCUUCCAUCGGCAUCAAGAAAUCCCUCGGGAACAGUGAAAACAUAUUACGCUUUUCACAGUUUAGAGUGAAUGAAUCUAUGAGGAUUUCCUUUAUGACAUCACAUGAUUAUGCUCUCCCAGUGUUUGUGUAUACUCGAUUAGAUUAUAGAGAUGAACCCUUGCUAUUUCUUUCCACGCAAGAUCUUGUUAACACUAUUGGAGAAAGUGCUGCCCUGGGAGCUGCAGGAAUUGUUGUCUGGGGAGAUAUGAAUUUAACUUCAUCAGAGAUUAACUGCACGAAGGUCAAGCAAUUCAUUGCUUCUGAGCUAGGUGUCUAUAUCAUCAAUGUAACCAAAGCAGCAGAAGUGUGCAGCUGGUAUCUUUGUCAGAACAAUGGGAGGUGCAUCCGAAGAAACUGGAAAGCUUUAGACUACCUUCAUUUAAAUCCACACAACUUUCAGAUAGAGAUUUCAGAAGACCAGGGAUUUACUGUGAGAGGAGAAGCAUCAUCUGAUGACCUUCAAAUAAUGACAGAGAAAUUCACCUGCCAUUGCUAUCAAGGGUUUGAAGGAGCAAACUGUAAGGAAAUUCAAACUGUAGAUGGAAAUCCAGGACUGCCAAGAAACAUAGUCACACAUGGAGUAGUAGUGACAAUCCAUUUGGUUUCCUUAAUCUUUUUAAAUCACUAA